AUGGUUCUGGCCUCUCCUGUCAUUACACUCCGGCGAACUUUGCACUUUUCCAGCACCCCAACCAGCUUGUGCUCUCCGUCUCCGUUACCGCUUGAUGCGCUGGUGGAUGAGGUUAGUCCCUAUGUGCCGACAACAUUCACUUCAAUUCAGCAAAUCUUACGUCAGCUUCCGCCAGAGCUGAUGGAGCGCGUGUGUGAUCCCGUCUGCGGUGGAUUAUGGCCCCUCUUGUCUCGCUACAGGGAGCGCUUUGAAAGUAAAAUGAUCGGGCAGGUGCACGUGGUGCGCAGUCGCCAUAAGCAGAGACAGUCCGCACCGCCGCAUCGCCGGCUCAAUGCGGGUGACGUAGUGAGACAACCAUUAGCAGUCCCGUCGUCCUUGUGCAGUAGUCUGACUACUAAAGCAUCAGAGUCUAACUCGGUUGCCGCCCGGGCUAUUCUCACUGAGCUUCAGCAACUGUUCCCGAACUAUCUCGUGCCAGUCAAGGCCCUCUGGGCGACUGUCCCGGAGGCCGAAGAGCAGCUGAUGAGGCGCCGGGUACUCGAUGCUCUUUGGUCGCCACAGCACAGAGGAUGGCUCAUCUUUCACGAGCACCCAGCACACUGCGCCUCCCGCAACACUUCAGCAGAUGCAGCGGAGUUAACUCACGUGUAUGAGCAUGGGUAUGUGCAACUGCGACUCGACCCUGUGGUGGGCGAUAACGGUGCCGCAGCACCAACGCAGCAGUCGCCGAACGCGCGGAUGGCGGGGCAUGAGGUGCAGCCGUACGAGUGGUACAGGGUGGCGCGUGUGCUGCCGACCAUAGCAACGGAGCUGCUCUUCACAGGUGAACUGCAAAGGCAGGCAACCCUUCUCUUGCCACCCGGACGAGAUGUCUGGCAUGUUUUGUUAAGCGCGCCUGCUCUCUUCGAGCUUCACUAUGUAGUCCCCACGGCUGGUGAGAGCGUGCAGCAGUCGCGCGCACCGUCCCUCUCUGCGGAUGACUCAUCUUCAGCGCCUCUCUGCGCAGCAUAUGACGCCACGCUGCCGCCAUCCUUCUGCGCCUCCGUGUACGUGCGCUUUCGGCUUGAGGAGCGUUUCGUUCCACCAGACAUGGCGGGCGGGAACGAGACGAGCAUACUACGCGAGCUGGAGACGCUUACUGCGGACCGGGCGGCAAGUGUAUGCGGCCUCAGUGCGCGCCAGCGACGCCGCAAGCGCAAGCUGCAGCGCCAGCUUGCCUACCUGCGCAACCCAACCCCGUACUUCGACGAGCGGGUCCUAGCACAGCAUCUCUUUGACCUUCUUCCGCUGCGUGAUGGGGUGCACCAAUCGGCGCUCUUAGGGUCGUUGCCGCAGACUGCCGUGCAAGCUUUUCCUCAAAAUGUGGCGAAGCUCCUUCAAGCGCGGAGUGAUUUGUUUCACCUGUCCGAUGCAAGGCAUGGCGUCCUGGUGCAGCGUGCCGAUGCCCCCAAAGUUGCCCAGCGCUCCAUCGAGAGUGUUACUGGGGAGGAAAUACUCCUGCACCUCUUUUCCACCUAUUCGCUCCGUAGCGAUCCGCAAGAAGGGACGACGAUCAGUCGAAGUCUCCCGCGACUGCCGCGGCUCGUGCGUGAGCGUCUUUUCACCAUGCAGGACAUCGUGACUGAAGUGCUGAUACUGUACCCUGACAAGGUGGAGGUACUCGCGUGCCGGUCGCCGAGCAUCUCAUCCCUCUCGUCGUCCUCGUCGCCGCACACCAGCGAGGAUGAUGAGCGUGCUCUGCGUGAGUUGCGGACCGUCCGUGGUCGCCGUGAUUUUUUGGUUCCAUUCCGUUUUGUGGGGGAGUGGCAGGACAAGCUGACGGAGAAGUACGUGAAGCAGCAAGAGAAGGACAGGAUGAAGAGUAUUCGUGCUCGUCAGAGCAGUGCAGUCAGUCAUCAUUCACCGCCUCGAUACUGA
Molecule: messenger RNA, 1917 nt
Organism: Leishmania braziliensis MHOM/BR/75/M2904
Lineage: Eukaryota; Euglenozoa; Kinetoplastea; Trypanosomatida; Trypanosomatidae
Exons: 1
Coding region: 1-1917 (638 amino acids)
Source: RefSeq, a predicted model, not a curated record